Molecule: messenger RNA, 1861 nt
Organism: Lycium barbarum (goji berry)
Lineage: Eukaryota; Viridiplantae; Streptophyta; Magnoliopsida; Solanales; Solanaceae
Product: zinc finger protein CONSTANS-LIKE 9-like
Exons: 3
Coding region: 223-903 (226 amino acids)
Molecular function (GO): zinc ion binding
Source: RefSeq, a predicted model, not a curated record
CUUUUCGUGAAUUUAUUCAAAGUUGAGGUUGUUUCAGCUAAGGGCUGCAAGUUGGUCCUUCCUUUUGAUCUCAACCAUUCCCUACUUCUCUUCUCUCAAUUUUCUCUCUUUCCAAACAGAAUUACUCCAAUUUUCUAUCCCUAUAAUUCUUUCUCAAUUUUCUCUCAGAAAUAUUUUUAUUUUUUUCCAGUUAGAGAAGUUUCUAGAAAAUAUUUUUCAACGAUGAAAAAUUGUGAACUUUGUAAUGGAUUGGCUAGGAUAUACUGUGAACCGGACCAUGCGAAUUUGUGUUGGGACUGUGAUUUGAAGGUGCACUCAGCGAACUUUCUCGCAGCUAAGCACUCGAGGUCGUUACUAUGCCACGUGUGCCAAUCGCCAACGGCUUGGUCGGCUACAGGUGCGAAGAUUGGCCGGACAGUCUCUGUAUGUGAAAGAUGCUCCAACAACAGCAAUAAUAUACCCAGUAUAAUUCCACAAGUGAGAAUUCGUGAGGGUAGAGUGUGCAUAGAUAUUAUCCCUACCUUGGUAGGUAGAGAUGAAAUUGGUGGAGAAGAAGACGAAAGAAUAGAUGAUAAUAAUGAUGUUGAGCAGGAGGAGGAGGAGGUUGAUUUAGAGGAUAUUCAGGUUGUUCCAUGGUCAUCUACUCCUCCUCCACCACCGCCUUCGAGUUCAUCCAGCAGCAGCGAAGAGUCGUUGAAUAGCUAUGGAAGCUUUUCGUUGAAGCGAAUGCGUGGAGAUGAUGAUGAUAGUGGAACUUCAACAGCUCAUCGAGAAAUUGGAGACUCAUUUUCAACGAGGAUCAGGACCCCUUUGAAGAUCCAGAAAACUGAAGAGAGCUUAACAGGUCGGGUCGGGUUGAUACUGAAGAGAUCCAAAUGUUUGAUUUUUUUGGGGGCAUUUUGAUUCCGGACUCCAUGCGAUGCAGUGCAAUGAGAACUUAAGAAGAAGAAGAGAAGGCAAGUGGGCAACUAAUGACAACAAAUGUCAUUGGCUGAAAAGGUGAAACUUUUUGUUUGCUCAUUCACGCACUAAUUUAGUGCGUCAAAGGCCAAACUGUUACUUUUUGCAAUUUGGUCCUUUCACGCACGAAAUUCGUGCGUGAAUCCUAUUUAUGUGUUUUUUUUUUCUAUACUACUUUCGUUCAACUUUUCUUUUUUUGUACUACUUAAGUCGCGGAUUCAAAAUCUUGUAGUCGGUGAAUUUCACAUUAUAUGGUUAUUAGGAUAAGAUUUAAUUUAUUCUACUCAAUCUUUUAGACGGUUUGACUAUUGAGGUGUACUUUUUUUACUAUGUAUAGUUUGUUUUAGGAUAAUGUUAAGAAUUCAAGAAAUCUUCCAUGGAUUAUCAAGAAAUUACAAGGUUUGUACGCAGAAUGUAACAAUCUUUUAAAAUAUUAAAUGAACAGUUUCUAUAGUUUGAGGUCAGGACUCAGGAACAGGUCUAGAACUUGUGGUAUACGUUUAUGUUCUCUUUUUGUGUUCUAUUAAUAUCGAAGUAAUUAAAUGCCAUAUACUGAAAAUAUAUUUUGCAACAAUGUUGGACCUUUUUAAGGGAUUUCAGAGUCUUGCAAUAUUUUUUUUUUUUUUUUUUUUUUUUUGUGCAAUUUGUUUGGUUUUGAUGAAAGAUGUCGAUUUAAAACUUCAGAAUGGUUGUUUUAAUCCAUCAGGCAUAUUUUGGACAAGAGAAUCAUGAGAGCUUAGGGAUUUGAUUUGUGAAAAUGCAAUAAUAAGAAAUAAGCAUAUAUUAGUGCCAACUUUACUUAUGCAGAGGCAGCUUGGGGAGGAACUUUUAGAGAUGAUAACCAAUCCUAAAAUACUCAAGUAAGAUGAAGCAUACUUGAAACCUUGUUACAUAAUUAUAG